CCCAUAGUUCCCACUUGAAUUCAUUUUCUCUCCUCAGCUCAUAAACCCCGCCCUAAGCCACUUUUUUUUUUCUCUCUUUAUUUCCUUCAAAACCAAAGCCUUGCAAUAUGGAAUCAUGGACAGUACCCCUCAGCCCAGAGACAUCAAGUGAUGAAGAGAGAGAGAGAGAUGAUAAUUCUGGCUCUGCAAAACGAAGCUACGAGUGCACAUUCUGCAAGCGAGGCUUCACCAACGCUCAAGCCUUGGGAGGACACAUGAACAUUCACCGCAAGGAUAGAGCAAAGGCCAAGCAACUCUCGAACCAGUACCGCUCCAACGAGGACUGCAUAUCUAUGUCUGCUUCUCAGUUCAGUGCACCAGUUUACACUCAACCAGCUUCUGGGUACUACCCGGUUUUGGCUCAUCAUGAGCAUCAUGUGCAAAGGAACUAUCAUCAGAUGUAUUAUCAGCCAUCCGAGUCUAGUGCUAGGUAUUAUGGUUCCCUGGAUGAUGAUUCAAUGUCAUCACAGUCUUCUAUGAGUCAUCAUGUGAACCAAGAACUCUGGGGUGCCAAUUUGAGCUUGAGGUUCAGCCCAACUGGGCGAAUGGAGGAUGAUGAUUUCAGAAUGGGUGUGAGGAAUCAUGAAGAAGUUGAUUUGGAGCUUCGUCUAGGCCAUGGAGGAUUUUAGUGCAGCAUUAAGUUGGUGUAGACAUUGGGAUUUGCAGUAGUACCGAGGAAUUAACAGACUGAGCGACAGAGGUAUUCAAGAAGUUUUAAGUAUAUUUUCCUUUAAAUUCUGUAGGAUUAAGUAUAUUUAGAAGACAAGAGUGAUAUUCCUGGCUUGGUGCAUGUUAUAGAUGCAUUAGGAAAAGGGAAAAUAGUUUGUUAAGGAAGUAGUACUGUUUAAGUUAUUGUAAAGCUUAAUUAUUAACAAUCACGUACUAGUAUGUAUUUCUUGUAAUUUAUUUUAGUACGAACCAAUUUCCAGAAAUCUUCAUCUCCUAGUUUCUUUGUUCAGCUCUAUGUGAG
Molecule: messenger RNA, 1009 nt
Organism: Rosa chinensis
Lineage: Eukaryota; Viridiplantae; Streptophyta; Magnoliopsida; Rosales; Rosaceae
Product: transcriptional regulator TAC1
Exons: 1
Coding region: 108-668 (186 amino acids)
Source: RefSeq, a predicted model, not a curated record